This is a messenger RNA of Arabidopsis lyrata subsp. lyrata, 2610 nucleotides long. Its product is annotated as F-box protein At2g15640. The transcript has a single exon. Lineage: Eukaryota; Viridiplantae; Streptophyta; Magnoliopsida; Brassicales; Brassicaceae. The record is from RefSeq and is a predicted model, not a curated record. Bases 976 to 2259 code for a protein of 427 amino acids.
AAGUGCUUUCGUAAGCAGUCUGCAACUUGAACUUCUCCUUCAUAAUACUUGAGUUGAAUGAGACCUUUGUGUUCUGCCUCUCGAACAAAAUGAUACUUAGACAUGUGCUUGGUUCUUCGAUGUUGCACUGGAUUCUUGCCAAUUGCAAUUGCAGACUUGUUAUCACUUCCAGUGACAUCCGCCUCAGCCAGAAACACUUCCAAACCCUUCUUUACCUCUGAUCCGCGCCCAUUAGUGACCCAUCUCUCUUCAAACCCUUGGCAUCGACCGUGGCUUCCAAAUUUUUGACCGUAUGGCUAGUUCAGGGAUAAGUCCUAAUGAAUCCUCCGUCACUGCAGUGGCAUGGCUAGCUGCUGCCAAGGGUGACGGUGAUUAUGCUUUCAAGCUUUUCAAAGACAUUGUUGAUUAUGCUCUGUUUCUGUGAGAGUUUGGAGGCUGAAAAAGGGUUAUGAAGUGGAAGAUCACAUGGAUGCUUCAGGUAUUAUGUUGGAGGAGGCAGAGAUCUCUGCUUUGCUGCCACGGGCCGAGAAAACAAGGUUUAUAGAUAUUUGCAUAAAAAUUAAGAGAAUGUGUUGGCUGCGUUAGUGAAGAAACUUCAAAAACAAUCGAGGAAUGGUUCUGUGGAGUGAAAGCUAGCGAAGUUAGUGAUAAUGGGAUUGGUUCUGAUAUUGAGCUGAUCAUUAGAGCAGCUGUUUUUCUCUUCCAUCACACUGAUUCAUUCUUUUUGAUCAAAGGCUCAAACUCCAAACCAAGAAAGAAGAUCUCUUAUUGCUAGUGGCCCACUUGAAGGUUAAAAUUAGCCCAUUUUUGUUUUACUUAACCGACUACAAUCCGGAAAUAAAUACACGAAAUAUAUAAUGGUAGCUAGGUCUCGUAUUGCUAGGUUUCUCUACGUCUUUUGUUAAUUGGUUUUUCUAGGGCUUACUUGAUACAUAAGUUUUGACACAUCUCUCUUUCUUCGUUCGAUCCGCAAUCAUGUAUUCAUCUUUCAGUUCAAAAAAAAGAAUCAUGAAUUCAUCUUUCAAUUCCAAAAAAAGAAUCAGGCAUUCAUACUUCAACGAGUUGUUCCAGACCAGGUCCUCCGCUAAGCCGCGUCUCUUAUUCGCCAUCGCAGAAGAAGAUGACUGUGUGUGGAGCUUCUUCUCAACGCCUCAGCUUGAGAAUACAUAUGAGAAAUCGUCGUCGACUCUUGUAGCAGCCGCUGAGUUUCAUAUGAAGUUAUCUCCAGACAAGUUAAUAGGGAUUUAUCAUUCUUACGACCCAAGAUAUUUUUCAAUUGGCUACGCCUCUGGCUUGAUCUAUAUGUAUGGUGAUCGAUACAUGGCUAGACCUCUGAUAUGUAACCCCAACACAGGACGAUAUGUGAUCUUACCUAAUCGGUAUACUUACAGAAAGGCGUAUAGCUUUUUCGGGUUUGACCCAAUUGACAAGCAAUACAAGGUAUUGUCCAUGCGUUAUCCAUCUGGUCCUGGUCAUAAUAAAAUACUUACAUUAGGAGAUGGAGAUCUGACAUGGAGAAAGAUAAAAUGUCCCUUACCACAACCUGGUAUUAAGAGUGAUGGGAUAUGCAUCAAUGGGGUUUUGUAUUUCUUAGCUGUGAGAGUUGAAUGCUCGUUUGAAUAUGUGAUAGUUUGCUUUGAUGUUAGGUCUGAGAAAUUCACAUAUAUUGACGUAGAGAGGAUUUGUCAAUUGAUCAACUACAAUGGCAAAUUAGCUGUGAUUUAUUGGGAGGAUGAUGUCGACAUUUAUGAGAUUUGUUAUUAUGGGAAGAAUCUCGAUGAUUAUUUGGAGAAAAAUCUCAACGUUGAUGCCACUAAUGAGUUGCGUGUGUGGGUUCUAGAGGAUGUUGAGAAACAUGAAUGGUCGAAAUAUGCCUACACUUGGACCGAUGAUACAUUCUUCCGUCGUCAUGUUUCCAUCGCUGGAGCGACUGCUUCGGGUGAAAUAGUAUUUUCGAUGCGCAAGUAUUCAUCUAAACAACCGUUUUAUGUUUUCUACUUCAAUCCCGAAAGGAACACUCUCCAACGUGUUGAAAUCCAAGGUUUUGGUGAAGCGUUUAAGAAAACUUGUAGCGUUCGCACCUUUGUAAACCACGUAGAGGAUCUUGAUGUUAACGAUUUAAAACAACUCAAGUCAGUCCAUCCUCCAUUGGUGAAGCCAGAAUUUUAUUGUCUACCAGAAUCAGAAUCAGAUACAGAUUCUGAAGCAGAAUCAGACUCAGAUUCUGAAUCAGACGGACAAGGAGAUGAAGAAGGAUAGAGACGAUCAUUUUGUGCUCUUAUCUCUGCGUUUUUUUUUUUUGUCAACCUUAUCUAUUUUACGGUGUCUCUCUCUUUAACUAGGUUUACACAUCUAUUCUUCAUUUUGUUUGGUCUCAAGAACAUGGUUUUGUUGUUUCUCUUAGUUCUCUGUCUUUAAUUGGAGUAUAUUUGCUCUAAUUUUCAACAUUGUUUCUUUUGCAUGAGAUUUGUCCUCUGUUCUUUCUUCUUUGUCAACAUCUUGUUGUCUUUGUUAUUUGUGCGUGAUGGGACUAAUUUAUUUCCUGAUGACACUUUAAUAGUUAAAUGGGAUUUGUGAAAAUGUUCACUGAUUUUUCACAUUCACAUGUUC